AUGAAGUACGCCUUUGUGUCCGCCCUCCUGGCCGGUCUGGCCCAGACCACCCUCGCCCAGACUGCGUGCCUGGACAGCUGCCAGGUCGCCGACAAUGCCUGCCGCACGGCUCCCAACGCCAACCUGUCCACCUGCGCCUCCAACCUGGCCGCUUGUCGGGAGAAGUGCCCUGCCGCCUCGCCCAUGUCCUCUUCCUCGACGCACGCCCCCGUCGCCACCCACACGCCCGCUGUCGUCGUCGAGAAGGUCGUCGUCUGCCACGUGUGCGAGGAGGAGGCGGCCCAGAAGCACGCGCAGUGCAAGGCCGAGUGCCAGAUGAAGGAGAACGCGUGCUGCACCGCCCCCGGCGCCAAACAGUCCACGUGCUCCUCCGACUACGCCGGCUGCGAGGCCAAGUGCCCUCCUCCCACUGCUGUGCCUCAGCACGGUGACGAGUGCGAGAUCAAGUGCAUGGACGUUGACAACAAGUGCCGCACCACACCCGACGCCAACCUGUCCACCUGCGCCUCGGACCUCGCGCGUUGCAAGGCGUCUUGCCCCCAGCAGCGCAACAAAUAUACGCCACCGCCUCCCGGCCCCCACCACGGUGACUGCCCCGAGUGUGACGACGACAAGGAGCAGUGCCACGUCCAGUGCAAGGCCCUUGACAACGAGUGCCGUACCAAGCCUGGUGCCAACCUGUCCACCUGUGCUUCUGAGCUUGCCGGCUGCGAGGCCAAGUGCCCCCCUAUUCACCACGGCGAGGAGUGCGAAGCCAAGUGCCAGACCAUCGACAACGAGUGCCGCACCAAGCCUGGUGCCAACCUCUCUACUUGUGCCUCCGAGCUUGAUGGCUGCAAGGCCAAGUGCCCUGCUGUGCCUCCUUACCACGGCGACGAGUGCGCGGUCAAGUGCCAGACCGUCGACAACGAGUGCCGCACCAAGCCUGGCGCCAACCUGUCCACCUGCGCCUCCGACUUCGAUGGGUGCAAGGCCAAGUGCCCUGCUACUCCUCCUCACAACGGCGACGAGUGCGAUGCGCAGUGCCAGGCUGCCGACAACAAGUGCCGCACCGCCCCUGGCGCCAACCUGUCCACCUGCGCCUCUGAUCUCUCUGCUUGCAAGUCCAAGUGCCCCGUCCGCACCAUGACCGCCAUGCCUCACCCCGUGCCCACCAACAGCAAGGUCGUCGUGGACGACGACAACAAGAACAACAACAAGGGCCUGCAGUGCACUGUCGAGUGCGAUACCGUCUACACCGAGUGCUGCGCUCUGCCCGGUGCCGACAUUGUGGCCUGCGGCGAGGACAAGCGGGUCUGCUACGAGCGCUGCCCUGCUGAUGGCCACAAGAAUGGCACCAUCCUCACGGCUGGGAGCGAGCGCAUGCAGCCCGCCUUCAUGGCUGUCGCUGCUCUUGGUUUCGCAGCCCUCUUCUAA
Messenger RNA from Emericellopsis cladophorae, 1416 nucleotides. Its product is annotated as cell wall glyco-protein. The record is from RefSeq and is a predicted model, not a curated record. Lineage: Eukaryota; Fungi; Ascomycota; Sordariomycetes; Hypocreales; Bionectriaceae. Bases 1 to 1416 code for a protein of 471 amino acids. The transcript has a single exon.